UUUUCUUUUCCAGACCUCUUUCCUCCCUCAGCCCUUUUCCGUCCCAGGAGGUAUGCCAUCCGACACUCACAGGCGCUCCCGCUUUGGGAACUUCGCAUCCAAAUUCGCUCCCCAUUCUGAUCCCCAGCGCCGUUCAUCUCACUCGGGGUCUCUUCUUUCCCCUCUCGAUCCCAACUCGCCGCAAUCAGGAUCAAAGGAAAACUACUACGGUAGACCAAGCUCGCCAACGUAUUCCGACCAGUUGUCAAGCAAUAACCACGGCCAACCUCAGGAAGUUUCAUACCGAAUCGACGACGACCUCGUUCCUCCUGUUGCUCCUUUUGCCCCUCAAGCCGACUCCGCACUUUCUUCUCGUAGGAGUAGUAUUUCAUUCCUUGCUGACAAGGACUCUCUCAAGAACCGAGCUUCAUCAUUAUCUCUAAACUACGUUCCUGCAAAAUUUACGCGUCUUCACGCGCCUGGUGACUACGCCCAUCGACGAAAGCAAGGUGGUGGUCGAGAUGCGUUUGCGUCCAAUGCCCAACGAAUGGGCCAAGUCGGUACUGUAGACGAUGAUGAGGGUGUUAUUUUUCAGAUCUCAGAGUCCGGUUUGAAAAGGAAGAAGCCAAAGCUUAGGUGGAAUCGGUUUAAAUGGGUUUUGUUUUUGGCGAAUAGUGUCCUUUUCAUUUACGGUAUGGCGACUCUUGUCUGCGCCAUCCUUGUCUGGCUCAACAUCUUUUACCAAUCCGACGUGAUUCGCGUUGGUAACCGUACUGAACUCAUCAUCUCAACUGUUGCGGCCUCGAUGAUCACAUUCACAUCACUUCUCGGAUUUGCUGGUAUCUUCUUAAACAACCGUACUUUCUUGGCCAUCUUUACUCUUUUACUAUGGGUCGACUUUGGUCUCCUUGUUGCCCCUGGCUACAUUACCUACAAGCAGAAGACAUUCAACCUGGAAGGAAAAAUCAACUCUCAAUGGUCUAGAUACCUUGGAACAGAGGGUCGAUUGAGAAUUCAGGAUGCCUUGCGAUGCUGUGGUUACUAUUCUCCCUUUGUCGAGGCUACCGUCUCUCCUCUUUGUUACUCUCGAUCCAAUUUCCCUGGUUGCAAGUCACAAUAUCUUCGUCUUGAACGUCGCGUUCUCGGAAUCUGGUUUACAGUGUCGUUUGCCAUUGUCCCCGCUCACCUUCUCAUUAUUCUUGCCGCUCUACUCUGCUCAAAUCACGUUACCUAUCGAUUCGGUAAGGGAUUAAUGCCCGAGAGAUACAGGUUGGAUCUGGGAAGUAUGGCGGUUAUUAUGGACGAAUAUGCCGGACAAAUUGCUGCUCAAUAUGGCCCCACUGUUGCCCAGGAGGCCGUGGAGAGAUCGUCUAUUAACCUUGCCACCCCCACCCCCUGCAGGUCCGAAUACGAUGUUUCCCUUCUUUCUGUUCCCAACUCCCGUCGCGGUUCCUCUUCGAACCUCGAGGCCAUGCGUCGCGGCGCCUUGCCUGGAAGUACUCGCGGUGUGUCAUUGUAUGACCCCUCGAACCCUAGAGCUAGUAUGGACCACAGGCCAGAGAGUUCUUUCGGUGGGAAUACUCAUAUCGCCAGCGGAAGUGGCAGUCACAACGGUAGUCAUCAGGCGGACGAGUCGGUGGCAUCCUUCUCAAAUGACGACCACCGUCGUCGAUAAGCUUCCUUUCGUUGCUUCAUUUACCCUGUAAUGGGAUGAGAAGCCAUGUAAACUCCACGCCCUAAUGAUACGGACAAUUGAUUGAUUUGACAUAUUAGACGAGAAUGGACACCAGCUGGUUGCAGUGCGGUGUUUUGACACGAUAUCAGCACGUUUCAUGCUAGUUACAUAGCGCAUGACAUAGUAGACACGGAGUGUGUGAUGAUUUAUGCUUUAUUACGAUUGCACUCUAGUCUCUUAGACAUUGGAUUUUGAUCAAGGCCAGGUCGUGACGGAGCAAUCUACAUGCGGUCGAGAUUCUAACCAAAGGCCUUGUAACAUCCAUCGGAUCAUCUUUUCAACCAACUAUCCUU
Cryptococcus deneoformans JEC21 is the source of this 2007-nucleotide messenger RNA. RefSeq names its product expressed protein. NCBI's taxonomy places the organism in Eukaryota, Fungi, Basidiomycota, Tremellomycetes, Tremellales, Cryptococcaceae. The coding region runs from base 53 to 1654 and encodes 533 amino acids. The transcript is spliced from 5 exons. The record is from RefSeq and is a predicted model, not a curated record. Gene Ontology annotation, cellular component: membrane.